This is a messenger RNA of Nakaseomyces glabratus, 1260 nucleotides long. RefSeq names its product protein kinase PKP1 (gene PKP1). The record is from RefSeq and is a predicted model, not a curated record. Lineage: Eukaryota; Fungi; Ascomycota; Saccharomycetes; Saccharomycetales; Saccharomycetaceae. Gene Ontology annotation, cellular component: mitochondrion. Gene Ontology annotation, biological process: regulation of glucose metabolic process; protein phosphorylation. Gene Ontology annotation, molecular function: pyruvate dehydrogenase (acetyl-transferring) kinase activity.
AUGUUUUUACGUAGCGCUUUGCGUUUGGGAGGCCAUCGGAGAGUAAUUGGCAGACAGUUUCAUGCGGCGUCAGUUUUACUGAAAAACAGCAAGUAUGGUUCAGUGGCUAACUAUCAGGAUAGGCUGAAACACUUGGAGUUUGACAAGCACUAUAAGAUCCGGUCUAACAUUGAGCUGCUGAUUCAAGAAUAUGCUAGCAAGCCGAUUCCUCCGUUGACUUAUGAUUAUCUGACUCAUUACAAACCACCACUGAGUGCCAAUGAAGAGUACAUGUUGACCAUCAAGACUAUCAAUCUUCUUCUAUCGUACACUUGCAGGAGGUUGAAUGCUAUUCAGAAACUACCUUAUGUGGCUGCUGUGAAUCCAUCUAUCGAGAAGAGUUACUCACUAUAUCUUAAGACGUUGGAAUCGUUACUCUCCAUUGAAUUUCCUUAUGCAUUGCAUGACAAAGACAUUAUACAUGGACUACUGAUAGAGUUUCUCGAUGAUCAUCAGGAUACCGUAGAGACAUUGUCGCGUGGCCUGGAAGAAAUCAUGGACUUCCUCGAGAAGGAUACUAUAUUCAAGUUCUUGGAUGAACACUUAAGAGACAGGAUCGCUAUGAAGAUCCUUGCUACAAAUCAUUUGGCUGUGAGUAAUCACAAUCGGGACUCUGAUCCAAAUAUGAUCGGGACUAUUCACAAGGCGUUGCCAGUGGCAGAUAUGGUCAAGAAAGUUUCGGAGUUCGUCAGUGAUCUAUGUUUUGUCAAGUACGACCAGCUCGUAGCACCUGUAAAAAUAUAUGGCGGCCACGAUGUGACAUUCCCCUGCAUCCCCACCAUUCUAGAGUAUGUGCUAACCGAGAUUCUUAAAAACUCAUACCGCGCUCACAUAGAGAACACCACAUCUCACAACUGUCUCGUUGAGAAGCCAGUAGAAGUGCAAAUAGUCAAGGAUGAAAAAUACGAUGAAGAGUUGGAGAUUAGAAUAAGAGACUUUGGCGGAGGUAUACCACCAAACGUUGAGUCUCACAUUUUCGAGUACUCCUACACUACGGUGGAGUCGGAUAAGAAGGAGUCCGGUGCCAGCGCAUAUGUGAUCCCAGGAGAGGAUAUAAACAUUGUUUCAGGUAUGGGAUUUGGACUGCCGAUGUGCAAGGCCUACAUAGAGAUGUUCGACGGUAAGUUGGAUAUUCAAAGUCUAUGGGGAUGGGGUACAGACGUGUAUAUCAAGUUGAAAGGGCCAACAAAGAAGAUGUUGGAGCCCAAGAAGGACGAAUGA